CAUUCUUGAAUAAUCCUUAAAAUACUGUGUUAUACACACUCUUUUUUUUUUAUAUCUUUUCUUAUUUUAUUUUAUUCAACUUAACCAUGUCGUGGUGGGGAGCAAGUUCAUUAGAUGAAACUAUUGAAAAAGCAACGUCUGAACUAUUGCCUGGAGGAGAACCUGACCUUGGUCUCAAUCUGGACAUUAGUGACCAAAUUCGUAGCAAGAAAAUAAACGCCAAGGAUGCUAUGCAACCCAAUGUUCAACUCGCCACUCUUUCUCUUGUAGAUACCUGUGUCAAAAACGGAGGUGAUACGUUUGUCAGAGAAAUUGCUUCUCGAGAAUUCAUGGAUGAAUUAGUGAUUAUCUUGAAGUCUGGUUGCCAUAUGGAUGUGAGAAGCAAAAUGCUCUCUAUUAUUCAAACUUGGGGUUUGGCUAGUCAACAUAAGCCUUCACUUAGUUACAUGUAUGAUACUUAUGCUUUACUUAAAGCAGAGGGAACACACUUCCCUCCUGUAAAUGAAAAAGUAGAUGCUAUCUUAUUAGAAACUGCUGCUGCACCUGAGUGGUCUGACUCAGAUGUAUGUGAUCGGUGUCGCACUGCUUUUACAAUGACCAAUCGAAAGCAUCAUUGUAGACAUUGUGGUGGUACUUUUUGUCAGCAAUGUUCUGCUAAAUCCAUGCCAUUGCCUAAGCUUGGUAUUAAUGAAAGUGUUCGCGUAUGUGAUGGUUGUUAUAUCAAAUUGAAAUUAGAAAAGGCUUCUAUUCAAACUACUACUACUACUACUGCUGCUGCUAUUACUGCUACUGCUGCUACUACUACUCCAGCUCCUGUUACUACUACAACAACAAAUACAACUACAAAUGAUGAGUUUGAUGAUGAUAUCAAAAAGGCAAUUGAAUUAUCACUUAAAGAAGCUGAACAACAAAAACAUGGUUAUAGUACAGGUUAUGUUGCUCCUCAACCGAAACAACAAGAGCCUGUUGAAGAUGAUCCUGAUUUAGCUGCUGCUAUUGCUGCUUCUUUACGUGACUUGGAAAUCUCUCAAAAGCAACCUGAAGUCAAGAACACGAAUGAUCUAUCACCUGUAGAGAUGGAGAACAUCUUGUUGUUUUCUACUCUUAUGGAUCGUGUCUAUGCUUCUGGUGGUGAUGUCUCGAAUGAUACACAAAUCAAUCAACUCUAUACACAAAUAGGUAAUUUACAACCCAAGUUAGUCAAGAGCUUGGAUGAGACGAUUCAAAAGAGAAAUGCUUUUAUUGAACUUCAUGAAAAGCUCAAUAUGGCAGUGCGUGCUUAUGAUCGAUUGCUGGAAGAAAGAAUUGCUGGAGUAAGACAAAACUUACCAGAACAACAAUAUCAGCCUCAACCCUUGUAUCAUCAACCCCAAAUGUAUCCUAUUGAAGAUGUCAGUCCAUAUUAUCCUGUUACUGCUCCUCCUCAAGACUAUUAUCCACAACAACAACAACAACCAUAUUACUCUGCUCCUCCUCAUUAUCAAGUGAACGAAACAAAGAAACCAGUGGAUGAUGCUCCUCUUAUUGACCUUUAAUAAAAAAAGAGAGAAGCAUAUUUGUGUUUCUGAUUCUUUGAAAGCUUAUUGGCUGCUUUCCAUUAU
Messenger RNA from Gilbertella persicaria, 1601 nucleotides. RefSeq lists its product as uncharacterized. Bases 87 to 1535 code for a protein of 482 amino acids. The transcript is spliced from 6 exons. Gene Ontology annotation, molecular function: metal ion binding; ubiquitin binding; phosphatidylinositol binding. Lineage: Eukaryota; Fungi; Mucoromycota; Mucoromycetes; Mucorales; Choanephoraceae. The record is from RefSeq and is a predicted model, not a curated record.